UAAGAAGAGGACACAAGGAAAAAGAAAGGAUUUGGAGAGAAUUGCACUUGCAUUAGACAGCCUGUACUGCUCGUUGUAUAGCUGGAGCCGACUAGAGCAGCAUCGGUGGUGACAGCUUGGCCUGCGGUGCUCGAAGCACGUUAGCGUGGAAAUCGGCUUAAUUCUACUUUGCAACUCUGCUUUUUCAAACGGAUCUCCGUUCAUACUCCAGCUAAUUAAAUUAUCCUUCAUCAUGGACAUCAACCAGAUCUCAGAAAAACUGUCUGAGGCAGGGCAGCUUCAUGUCCUCCAGUUUUGGCAAGAGCUAAGUGCAGCAGAACAGAGUGAGAUGUACCACGAUUUGAAAAGUAUGAAUUUCAAGGAGAUCGGCCAUUUUUUCCACAAUGCCAUGAAAGUAUCUAGUCAUGGCCAUCAAGAGAAAAUUGAUGAGAGGAUGGGACCAGUGCCCAGAGAGGUGUUGGGUAGUGUCACACGAGACAAAGAGAUUCUGAGAGAAUGGGAGGAAGAAGGACUACUGCAGAUUUCCCAGAGCAAGGUGUCAGUUCUCCUUUUAGCUGGUGGGCAGGGCACCAGGCUUGGAGUUUCCUAUCCUAAAGGAAUGUAUGAUGUUGGACUGCCAUCUCAUAAAACCCUCUUUCAAAUCCAAGCAGAACGUAUUUUAAAACUGGAGUCCUUGGCGAAAGAACGAUUUAAGAAAAAAUGCUGCAUUCCAUGGUACAUCAUGACUAGUGGUCGGACAAUGGAGUCUACCAAAGAAUUUUUUGAACAGCACGGUUACUUUGGUUUGAACAAAAACAAUGUUAUAUUCUUUCAGCAAGGCAUGUUACCAGCCAUGACAUUUGAAGGAAAACUAAUUUUGGAAAGAAAAGGAAAAGUUUCCAUGGCACCUGAUGGAAAUGGUGGCCUUUAUAGAGCCCUGGGAUCUCAAAAGAUUGUGGAUGAUAUGGAGACCAGAGGGAUCGGUUACAUUCAUGUGUACUGUGUGGACAAUAUCUUGGUGAAAGUAGCAGACCCCUCAUUUAUUGGAUUUUGCAUUAAGAAAAAAGCAGACUGCGGAGCAAAGGUGGUAGAAAAGACUAACCCCACCGAGCCUGUUGGAGUUGUGUGCAAAGUGGAUGGACGUUAUCAAGUUGUGGAAUACAGUGAGAUCACUCUGGCGACAGCUGAAAAGCGCAGUGCUGAUGGCCGUUUAAUGUUCAACGCUGGAAACAUUUGCAAUCACUUCUUCAGCAUGGCCUUCCUUAAAAAUAUUGUACAAAUAUAUGAGCCUCAGCUGCAACAUCAUGUGGCACAGAAGAAAAUCCCGUAUGUGGAUGCUCAAGGACAGCUAAUCAAACCCGACAAACCAAAUGGAAUCAAAAUGGAAAAAUUUGUCUUCGACAUCUUUCAGUUUGCCAAGACCUUUGUUGUUUUUGAAGUGUUGCGGGAGGAUGAAUUUUCUCCAUUAAAGAAUGCAGACAGCCAGGACGGCAAGGACAAUCCAACCACUGCACGGCAUGCCCUUAUGUCUCUGCAUCAUCGAUGGGUUCUCAAUGCUGGGGGGCACUUCAUAGAUGAGAAUGGCACACGAAUACCAGCAAUUCCAAGUUCUAGAAGUGGACCUGCAGCGACAGGCAUCUCCAAUGUCAAUCAGAAUCUGAAGGAUGUAACCGAUCUGCCAAUUAAAUGUGAGAUUUCACCCCUUGUUUCCUAUGCCGGAGAGAGUUUGGAGUUUGUUAAGGAUCGUGAAUUCCGGUCACCCCUAAUAGUUGAUGAGAAAGGAAUUCACGAAAUGGUGAAGAAUGGAGUAUGAAGUCCAAGUACAGGCCCGGGACGCCAGCUGGAAUCUCUGCUCUGUUUUCAGAACUUGUGAAGCUACUGUAGUGUGCAAUAAAAUGACACCUCUGUGAAGGAAAACACAAAAGUACAAUGUGUACAAUUUAUUUUCUUAACUAUUUUUGUAAGGAUGUAUUAUAAGCCAAAUUAUCAACAGCUUUAAAUUUUAAUUUGUAAUAUUUGUACAUUACACAAUAGAUCUUUUCAUAGCUAUCUUAGUUUUAUUCAGAAUUGUUUUUAAAUUGUUCCCAAUGUAAAAUAAACUUAAUUUCCAAUGUC
Erpetoichthys calabaricus (reedfish) is the source of this 2094-nucleotide messenger RNA. It is a transcript of the gene uap1, whose product is annotated as UDP-N-acetylglucosamine pyrophosphorylase 1. The transcript has 11 exons. NCBI's taxonomy places the organism in Eukaryota, Metazoa, Chordata, Cladistia, Polypteriformes, Polypteridae. The record is from RefSeq and is a predicted model, not a curated record. The coding region runs from base 233 to 1792 and encodes 519 amino acids. Gene Ontology annotation, biological process: UDP-N-acetylglucosamine biosynthetic process. Gene Ontology annotation, molecular function: UDP-N-acetylglucosamine diphosphorylase activity.